Messenger RNA from Leptinotarsa decemlineata (Colorado potato beetle), 4008 nucleotides. RefSeq lists its product as uncharacterized. Gene Ontology annotation, molecular function: protein binding. NCBI's taxonomy places the organism in Eukaryota, Metazoa, Arthropoda, Insecta, Coleoptera, Chrysomelidae. The record is from RefSeq and is a predicted model, not a curated record.
CAUUUUAGUUGUGUUUGGUAUUUCUGUGUAGUGCGUGAGUGAAUGUUCAGAAGUUGUUAAACCGAAUGAAGACUAAAAAACUUGAGAUUUGCAUUUGGGAUUUUAAUAACGUUUGAAGACUUCGCUUCUGAGCUAAAUAGGCCGAUUUUUGUUUGUUAUGAAACUGACAAAUUAGAAGAGAAUAGAAACAAAUUAGGUAUGUCCGGCGUUAGUUUGUCCGGAAGUGGCGGGCCCCCCGUCAUCGGCUCAACAAACCCGGGGGCUGUGGAACUCAGCGACACGGGCGGUAGGGCCCUUAAAUUGCAGACAGACACCCCACACCUGGUCAGCAUGGGCGGAGAUCGACUCAGCACAUCGGUUACUCUACAUCCUAUACCACAAGGUCGUGUAACGCUAGGCAGCGGUCCUCGAGCAGACAUCCAUGUCCAAGGAACUGGUGUUCUUCCUUUGCACUGCCAUAUCGAAAACAGUGAGGGAAUCGUUACUAUAUAUCCUCUUUCUGAGAAUCUGUCUAUUGAUGGGGUGAAAGUUACGAGUCCAACACGUUUAUCCCAAGGUGUUAUGCUCACCAUAGGAAGAUCGAACUACUUGAGAUUUAAUCACCCUGCCGAAGCAAAACUCAUUAAAUCUGUUCUACCUAACCCAAGAAUAUCUAUGGCUCCAAUAAAUUUCGAACCCGACAACUCCUACCAGACGAAAUUCAACAAGAAGCCUCCAGUCGCGCCUCGGAAAAGCCCAAGGGAGUCUUUUUCCGAUAGUAGCAGUGACGAACCCCCAUCUAGUAUAAUGACCAAAGUCUCAAAAUUUGAAUAUCUGGCAGCACAAAACUACAAAAAGUCGAUAUCGCCCAAAGUGUUCCCAUCGAACGUUGUUACCGUAAACACUCCAAUAAAAGACGUUUUAGGCAAAGCACCACCAGACUUGAAUAGCUUCACUAAAAACUUACCGCAAAGUGCCCUCAACUAUGCAGAACUGAACUCCAACGAGAAGCAUCAAGUGAAAAUUCCAGGUCAACAACUUUUAUCAAAGAAAACCCAUCAUCAAAGUCAGUAUGUUAAUGUUACAGUCAACGAAACUAAAAAUAUAAACAAUAGAGUUAUUAUUUUCGAAAACGGAUGCAUUCCUAAAAGUCAAAAUGUCAAUUUUGAUCAUAACGAACUGAAUAAUAAAUCCUCGAAUGCUAACAAAAAUAUUAACAUCAAUAGGGGCAAUACUCCUUCUCCUAGUUUCAAUAGAACUCCUGGAGGGUUUUUGAGAAGCAUAACGCCCAGUCCAAUUUCUAAUAUUCAAAAAAUUGACCAUAGGCGAAGUGGGUCACUUGGCGAACUCACCAAUUACAUGGAUGGAUAUGAAGAUCUUGCUCACAGAAAAUACGAAGCAGAGUUGAAAAGGAAUCAGGCGCAACAAGAUCGGAUAAAAGAGCAAGAAAUUGAAAAAGCAGAACAGCAAAGACUGGAAGAAAUUUUGAACAUGUGUGCUGAAUACGAGAAACAACAGUGUGAGAAGAAUAAACCAAUAACACCCAACAGAAUUAUAACCAAUGGUUCCCUUCCUCGAGACAAAAGAGGUCAAUUUGGCCCCCCUUCACCUAGUUACAGCAGCACUCCACCUCCUUCUCCACUAGACAUAUUACACAACGAACUACUGAAGCAAAACAAUCACCACAACUAUGAAAAUGUAAGCAUCAAUUAUGGUCAUCCAACGACGAACACCCAGUAUGACAGUUUCGAAAUCAAAUCUUCAGAUAAUUUGAAUGGAGAACAUCGCAGUUUGGAAAGAAGUAGUCCUUAUGAAAAUGUAUAUAUUCAGCAUAAUCCACCUGGACCUUAUCCUUCAUCACCCAGAACAAGAAUAAAAACUUUCAUAACAUCAAAUAAAGAUAAAUUGAAUUAGAGAGGGCUCUUAUAUCUGGAGAGCAUAAAUCGAAACUAUUAGAUCUGGAAAAGAUUGAGGCCAAGAAACAGAAGUUACAGAAACGUUCACAAAGGAUAGAAGAAAGUAUGAGAGAUUGUCAAAUGAAGCAGGAUGAAGACCAACAAGAAUGCAAGAAAAAACUUCAACUUGCUCAAGAAAACAUGGCGAAAGUAGAUGAAAAAUUGUCAUCUACCCCUAAAUCUAGUCCCGAAUAUGAGCAAGUGUUUGAGGAAUACCUUCACGCUCAGGAGCAACUAGACAAUGAAAGAAAAGCUUUUGAAGAUCUGGAAUUUCACCACUUAGAAGAAGAAGCUGAUUGGCUGGCCAGUCGAGAAGAACUACAAAGAGAAAUUUUGGAUUUUACUAAAAGAAUAGACACGUUAAAAUCACAGAUCUUCGACCUUGAACAGCAAAAAAUGAACACUUCUAAAACGAAUACAAACGAAUUCAAAACGAUAGAAAAACAAAAAAUGGAAUGCAUGAUGCGACUGGAAGAAAUACGAAACAGGCUAAGAAGUAUUGAAAAUGAACUUUUGAUGCACUCAAAUGAAGAAUCAGAGCAAGAAAUCUCCAGUGACACGGAUAGCGACAAGUCGAAAGAUAUUGAUAAACAACUAUCUAAUAACUCACUUGAUAAAAUGACUGAUUUAAGUUGCUCGAUUAUAGUUAGUACUUCGAAAAUUCCUAAUGAUGAUAUGUACAAUAUGUCUCAAUCUUUCAAUGAGAAGAUGUUUUAUGAGAAGUCCAUUCUAGAAGUUGGAAUUGAUAAAAAAUUUCCUAGUCAAGAUGACAUAGAUAGGAUCAGCAGAGUGACUUCUGAUGCACCUAUAAAUAUCACUGAUGGACAGGGAUCACUUGGCAGAAAAACUAUAGAAUCUCUUAGGGAAAUAGAAAGGAAUAGGCAUUUACAUCUCUGUCAACAAGGAUCCCAAGUAAUAGAACAAGAAAGGCAGAGAGUGAAUGCCUUGAAGCAGAGGGUCCAAGAGGAAGUUAAAAGUAAAUGGGCCCAAAGGGUAAAAGACUGUAAUUCCUUCAAUUCUUCUAGUUCCGAGCUUUCAGGAAACAGUUUUAUCGAGGAAGACAAUAAAAACGAAGAAAGACUAAUCGUGGACCAUCAAAAUUCAAAAGAAUCGCAGGUACGAAAUGAAGCAGAAAAUGCAGAAUCUCCAAGACCAUUAUCGGAUACUAGCGAGAUGAGUUUAGAAGUUGGAACGUUGAAUAGAAAGAGGAAACCAGUCAGCGAUAAACAAAGACCUCUCACCAGAUAUCUGCCCAUCAGAGGAUCAGAUCUCGAUCUGCGACAGCACAUCGAAUCAGCAGGACAUCAAGUAGUAUUAUGUCCCCAUGUCAUCAUAAACUCCAGCACUUGCAGAGGUUUUCUUCACAAAAAAGGCUCAAAACUGAAUGGCUGGUCAAGACGGUGGUUUGUAUUUGACAGAAACAAGCACACUUUUUCAUAUUAUUCGGACAAAAGCGAGAAGAAACCUCGAGGAGGAGCGUAUUUCCAGGCCAUUGAGGAAGUUUACUUGGACCACUUGAACAGCAUGAAAUCCCCUAAUCCACAGCUAUCUUUUAUAGUAAAGACUCACGAGCGAUUUUAUUACUUGAUGGCACCUUCUCCAGAGGCUAUGCGAAUAUGGGUAGACGUGAUAUUCACUGGUGCUGAAGGAUAUCGAGAAUUUGAACAUGGAACUUGAUGUAUUUUCUUCUGAUUAUGGUCGAAAAAGUUUCAAAUUCUGCAUACUUUUAUGUACAGAUUGUCAGUCGAUUUGCAGAUCUAAUUAGAAUUAUUUUUAUAAUGGAUUAUAGUUUUUAUAAUAAUUUUGUAAAUAAACAGGAAGGAAUUGUUGAUGUAUUGUGAUAGGUACGAAAAAGUUUACUGAAUUGAUUUAUAACUGUUUUUUUUUAAGGUUACCAAAUGAAAUAUUUUGUGAGGUAAUUUCACUAAAGAUAUAUUUUUGAGAGAAAUAAGUGCCUUUUAAAAAAUCUGAAUAUUUAAAAAAUUAAGACUGUGUACACCAAGAAAUUGUUUAUUAAUAAUUAUUGUGUUUGACAAAUUAUAAAAUCAUAAAGUACACACUAAUGUUUUAUGAA